Molecule: messenger RNA, 5586 nt
Organism: Amblyraja radiata (thorny skate)
Lineage: Eukaryota; Metazoa; Chordata; Chondrichthyes; Rajiformes; Rajidae
Product: rho GTPase-activating protein 35
Exons: 8
Coding region: 844-5313 (1489 amino acids)
Biological process (GO): Rho protein signal transduction; regulation of axonogenesis; regulation of cell size
Cellular component (GO): cytosol
Molecular function (GO): GTP binding; GTPase activity; GTPase activator activity
Source: RefSeq, a predicted model, not a curated record
UUUGUGUUGAUUUUUUGUGUGGUAAUUUAGGAGGAGACACUGGAAGUCGUUCCCCCCCUUUUUUUCUUUUUCGCGGAGGGAAUCACCUGACGAGUUGCCUCCAUGGCGGCGUGAGAAACAUCAUGGGCGAUGCCUGCUGCUGGGGAGGGGGGAAGGAGAAGCAGUGGGUGCAGUAGAAGCAGAGGUUGCAGAGGAAAAAGUUGGUGAGGGGGGAAGAAUGUCUGCAGGAAUAUCCGCCAUUUCCACACACACACACACCCACUGUGGUAGAGACUUUCCAAAACCAGGGCACACAAGGCACUCUCUCAGUGUGUGUGUGAGUGUGUGUGUGUGAGAGAGGGAGAUAGAUAGAUAGAUAGAGACAGAGUGAGAGAGGUGGGGUGAGAGAGUGUAAAGGAGCAGAGAAAAAGAAAUUCAUCCUGCUUCAAUCCACUCAUACACACACUCACCCUGACUCUCCCCAUCUGUGUCCUAUGAUUCCAGAAGAAAACAAGAUGUCUGCUGACCAUUAAUUUAAAAUUCCCCUUCCUCACAAUUUUUGUCUUCUUUCACUCCUUUGUGGAAAGAAAAGCAUGAAAGUUAAUAUUAUGGAUGGAAGAUAAUUGACCAGAAGUGAUAACGAGCCAACCUUGUCCACAAAUUGAGAGUAAAGGGUAUUAUUCGGACCAUCUAUUUUUCACUGUUUGAAAGGAUCAUAAUACUGGGGACCACGGAAAUAUGGGAUCUGAAUCUCAUGUUGCUAAAGGUGUGUGUCUGUAACUCUGCGCUCUUCAGAUUGCCAGGAUAUCUACAGUGGUACUGUACUGCGAGUAGGUACAACUACUAACAUAUCAGGAUGAUUGGAUGAUUAUGAUGGCCAAAAAACAGGAUGUUCGGAUCCCAAAUUACAACAUCAGUGUCGUGGGAUUAUCCGGGACAGAAAAGGAGAAGGGCCAGUGUGGAGUCGGGAAAUCCUGUUUCUGCAAUAGGUUUGUGCGCCCCAAAGCUGACGAAUUUCACCUUGACCACACAUCUGUCCUUAGCACCAGUGACUUUGGGGGCCGUGUUGUUAACAAUGACCACUUCUUGUAUUGGGGUGAGGUUGGUCGAACGGUCGAGGAAGGAUUGGAGUGUCGAAUUCACGUGGUGGAACAAACCGAGUUCAUCGAUGAUCAGACUUUUCAGCCUCACCGGAGCACUGCCCUGCAACCCUAUAUUAAACGUGCUGCAGCGACCAAAUUGGCAUCUGCUGAAAAGCUGAUGUAUAUUUGCACUGACCAAUUGGGUCUGGAACAAGACUUUGAACAGAAGCAGAUGCCAGAGGGAAAGCUAUUGAUCGAUGGUUUCCUUCUUUGCAUAGAUGUCAGCCGGGGCAUGAAUAGAAAUUUUGAGGAUCAGCUUAAAUUUAUCACAAACUUGUAUAACCAAAUAAUAAAAACAAAAAAACCCAUUGUGGUGGUGCUGACAAAAUGCGAUGAAGGGGUGGAGCGGUACAUACGCGAAGCUCACUCUUUUGCAAUGACUAAAAAGAAUCUCCAAGUGGUGGAGACAUCAGCCCGAUCGAACGUCAAUGUGGAACUGGCCUUCACUACUUUAGUUCAGUUUAUAGAUAAAAGCCGUUCGAGGCCCAAAAUAAUUCCAUAUUAUGAAGCAUUGAAACAACAAAGUCAGCUCAUAGCUAAUGCAAAAGACAAGUAUGAAUAUAUCAUCAGCCAGUGUGUCAUCCACUAUAAUGAAAGUUGGGCGAACGCCGCAAGGAAAAUGAAUACAAAAUCUGAAUUCCAGGAGUAUGUGCAUCUCGAAGGAACUCCGAAGGCCAGAAAGUUGUUCUUGCAGCAUGUUUUGAUGCUCAAGGAGAGGCACAUUGACUACUUAAAGAACAAGUACCUCAAUAGACUUGUACUAGCUCUUGACGCCCUAUUCCCCGAUCUGAAUGAGAUUGAGAACUUGAGCUGGUCUGUGGCACAGCAGAGGUUGAAAACCAAGCAUGAAUUUCCAGCUUGGUUUGUUGCCCUGAGUGAGACGCCAUGGGAUAAAACUGAUCAUAUUGACAAGAUCGAUGACAACCGAAUUCCAUUUGACUUGCUGGCUGGGAAAUGUGCAGAAGAUCAAUUCAAAAAGCAUUUAGAAAAGCUGAAGAAUGAAAGAAAAAAAGACGAGAUGAGGAGGGCUUUUAAGGAAAAUCUAUCAUCGUCACCCUUCAUAACUCCUGGAAAACCUUGGGAAGAGGCUAGAAGUUUUGUUAUGAAUGAGGAAUUCUAUCAAUGGCUCCAAGAGCAAGAAUAUCAAGAUAUUUACAGUAGGCACCAACGUGAGAUAAUAGAUAAAGCCAAGGAUCAAUUUCAAGAAUUGCUUUUAGAGUAUUCCGAGUUGUUUUAUGAAUUGGAGUUGGAUGCAAAGCCAAGUAAGGAGAAAAUGGGUCUUAUCCAGGAUGUUCUAGGAGAAGAGCAACGAUUUAAGGCACUUCAGAAAUUGCAAGCUGAACGAGAUGCUCUUGUGUUAAAACACAUUCAUUUUGUCUAUCAUCCAACAAAGGAGACCUGUCCAAACAGUCAGAAUUGCAUUGAUAGCAAAGUUGAACAGUUGUUGGUUGCUAGAUUUUAUCGAUCUUCAGACCGAAGUCAUCUGAACUCUCAUUUGGACUCUAAUGCUGACAAACUCAAUCUUGUACUACUUGGCAAGGAUGGGCUUGCACAUGAACUGGCUAAUGAAAUUAGAGUGCUGUGUACCGAUGAUAAAUACGUUCUUGAGGGGAAAAUGUAUGAGCUGUCACUACGACCAAUAGAAGGCAAUGUGAAACAUCGGGUUAAUUCUUUCCAGACCCCAACCUUUCAACCUCAUGGUUGCCUUUGCUUGUACAACUCCAAAGAAUCGCUGUACUACAUAAAGGAGAGCUUAGAGAAACUGAAAGAAUCAACUUUAGAUCGAAGGGACAAUCAUUUAGCCCAGCUGCCUCUAACUCUAGUUCUGGCUUACAAAAGGGAGAGUGGCGGAGAAACUCUACAGACGUUGAGAAACCAUGGCCAACAACUUGCCAACAAAUUGCAAUGUCUGUUUGUUGAUGUCACUUCUCACAGUGUGAGUUCUGGACGGAAUUUCAGUGAACUGCAAAUCAAUCAGGCUUUGAAAGGCUUGUUGGAUACCAUGAAACGCAAUUUGAAUCUAGUAAGUUUAUCCCCAAGCAUUAAAGACUUAACCGAUGCAGAUCUUCGAAUAGUAAUGUGUUUAAUGUGUGGUGACAUGUUUGGUGUGGAUGAAGUUCUCCUCUCCAUUAUUCAGCCUCAUUUUUGUGGUUCAUUGCAGCCUGGGAACAGCAAUUCAGUCAUGCUUGAACUGGCAAUUGGAGCAAUGCGUAAACGCAUAGAGCUCUCUAUUCUCUCCUAUCAUUCCUCUUUCAACAUAAGGAAAAACCAGUUAGUCCAUGGGUACAUUAUUUUUUACUUGGCAAGGCGCAAAGCUUCCCUAGCUAUGCUCCGAGCUUUUCUGUCGGAUGUGCAGGACAUUAUCCCUAUUCAGUUGGUAGCGGUCAACGAUGGAGCCGAAGUAACGGAGAGCGAUGUGACACGAGACCAGCUUGAAGAAGGCCAGGAAAUUGCUCAAGAGAUCUGUGGCAAGUUUGUUAAAAUAGCUGGUGGGCAGUCAGUUCAGCAUAACGUGGACAUUUUUGCCCCGUUUUUCCGAGAUGCAGCUGAAAAGAAAAUCAUUGUUGAAGCUUCGCACAUGUAUGAUAAUGCAGCGGAAGCAUGCAGCAAUACAGAAGAUGUGUUUGGCUUUUCGCCCAGGCCCAGCUCGCCCCUCAACAAUUCAAAUUGCUUUGAUUACGACGAGGAUAUUGAAGGUCCACCACCUUAUGUUGCACUACGUGAUGAAACUUCCGCCAUUCCAGUGAUUAAAGACUCUAAGCUCUCAAUGGACCUUGAAGGGAACGAGAACUACUUGCUAAGCUGCAAUCUUGGUUCUUUUGAGAGGCUGACUAACAAAGUACCUCCUCCAAUAAAACCAAAGCCAAUGGUACAUUUCGACAAACUGAUGAAGAAAAUGGAUUCCUCUGAGGGGAAAGAACCAGGUAGCAAAGAAAUGCAGAGAAAGCCUUCAACUGUAAGCUGGGCACCUUCUGAUGAUGGGUCCUUUACCUCCGAUUAUGCAGAGCCAAUAGACACGUUGGUACGACCAAGAGGGGAUGAGGAGAAUAUCUACUCUGUGCCGCACGACAGUACCCAGGGCAAGAUUAUAACCAUCCGGAAUUCUAUUUCUGCCAAGUCACAAUCGAAUGGAAGUGGCAAUGGGUCUGAUAGUGAGAUGGAUAUCAGUUCCCUGGAGCGUCAGAGGAAACUUUCAUCUGUCAGCAAACCAUCAUUGUACAGGGAUCGGUCUAAAAGGUUAGGCAGGUUUGCAAGUUAUCGCACAAGUUUCAGUGUUGGAAGUGAUGAUGAACUAGGCUCCUUGUCAUCUCAGAAGAAAGCAGAAGCUGAUUCUCAAUUGCCCAAGGGAGAUAAUACAACUAAUACUUUUGAAACAGAUGGAGAUGAAUCAAAGCGAGGGAAACUCCUACGUAGCUUGAGAAGGCCAACAUCAAGGAAGCCCAAGACCAAACAGCGACCUUCCAUUUCGAAGAGUACUUGGGAAAGUAAUUAUUUUGGAAUACCUCUGACUUCUGUGGUGACUGUGGAGAGGCCUAUUCCCAUCUUCAUUGAAAAAUGCAUAGACUUCAUUGAUUCCACAGGUCUUGGAACCGAGGGACUCUACCGCGUUAGUGGGAACAAGUCAGAGAUGGAAAGUCUCCAGAGGCAGUUUGAUCAAGAUCACAGCCUUGUUCUGCAGGAAAAGGAUUAUGCAGUGAAUACAAUAGCUGGAGCAAUGAAAAGCUUCUUCUCAGAGCUUCCCGAGCCACUGGUUCCAUAUAACGCCCAGAUUGAGCUGGUGGAUGUCAGCAAAACACCUGAUAAAGAGCUGAGGCUGAAUGCACUUAAGGAGGUGUUGAAGAAGUUUCCAAAAGAGAAUUAUGAGCUCUUCAAAUAUGUCAUUACCCACUUAAACAAAGUCAGUCAGAACUGCAAGUUGAAUCUGAUGAACAGUGAAAACCUCUCCAUCUGCUUCUGGCCCACGCUCAUGAGACCAGACUUCCAGACCAUGGAUGCGCUGACAGCCACCAGGACGUACCAGACCAUCAUCGAGGUCUUCAUUCAUCAGUGCCCUUUCUUCUUUUACGACAGGCAGCUGGUGGAACUGAUCAGCGCCAUCCCCAGUUCCCCCAUCUCGAACACUGCGUUCCAGUGCCCUUCGCCGGUAGCCAUGAUCCCAUCGCCACCACAAUCACCACCGCCGACACCUUAGAGGCCACUCCUGCAACAUCUGUGAGCACAGCUGCAAACGGAACAGCCAAGUAAACUGUGAAUUUGGUCACAAAACGAUACCAGAUACAGUAGCUGGGUUCUUUUCAAGACUUGCCUUGGGUUGAAGAACCCCUUUCUGUUGUGCAAAGCAGUGUAAUCAAAGUUACAAGUGAUGUGGCACUAAGGAAAUUUGGUUAAGUACCCAAGCACUGGAGUUUAUAAAAUCCCAUAGACUGCAAAACAAGCAGCCCGUGACUUUUGUGGGCUCUGUUUU